Molecule: messenger RNA, 312 nt
Organism: Gongylonema pulchrum
Lineage: Eukaryota; Metazoa; Nematoda; Chromadorea; Rhabditida; Gongylonematidae
Source: the annotation of a GenBank genome assembly
AUGGCCGCUGUUAGCUUAUGCAGUUGCAUCCAGGAAAUGAAUUCCGGAGCCUCGUUCCUGCUUAUCUUUUAUUUGAACCGUGGUGGCCUUAGUGCUGUUAGCAAUGAACGACCAAUUCCGACGAGAAUCGUGUGGAGCCAGCAGCUAGAAUUACUGCUAAAAAUAGUGCGAGAAGAUCACGUUUGGGGCGCGUUUGCUGCCCGUGCUGCUUUCCCGGCCCACGUUGGGCGACCGAGCAGUACACCAGCUGGUCGUCGUGGCGGUGGUACCGUGGGUGCUCAUGCGAAUUUCAAGAUGGGAGUAAACAAAUAA